This is a messenger RNA of Priapulus caudatus, 1159 nucleotides long. RefSeq lists its product as uncharacterized. The transcript is spliced from 7 exons. Bases 350 to 1159 code for a protein of 269 amino acids. NCBI's taxonomy places the organism in Eukaryota, Metazoa, Priapulida, Priapulimorpha, Priapulimorphida, Priapulidae. The record is from RefSeq and is a predicted model, not a curated record.
UGUUGUCGGCGCGCAUGCUGUGCGAACAGUUCCCGUUCGUGUUGUUGUAGACGUCACUGAGUACGUAGCACGCCGACCACACGCCGCGUAGAAGCCCCGAGGUCCCGAAUCAUCGUUUGCGUCACUACCCACCAGAGGGCGUUACGUAUAACCACAGCGGUCUCAGUGAUACGCAAGCAAACAGACGCGACAGGAUCGUGUGCGAACCGCAGCGAAGAGAAGAGCGAACGGGAAGCGGUUUCUUACAUAUAACGAGCGUGAAGCGCGUGUGAUACGCACGGUAGCUAGCUAGCCUGCGACAUCUACUGCAUCCUGCGAGAAAGACGACACGAGGGACCAACCGCACACCAUGAAGCUAUUCGCGUUACAACUAGUUGUUAUUGUUGCGGCGUGGUGCAGCGUAGGAGCAGCACCCGUACAGAACGGAGAUAACCUGGAGAAUAACCUCGAAGAGUUGAAGAGCGAAGCGUACGCAUCUCAGCAAUCUGAACCGGACGCCCGAGGAUUCGUUCGCUCCCCUCCCCUCUCACUCGCCGAGCUGGCGCUCAUGCAAGACUUGCUAGGCCAGUUGCAGUACGCCGGAGCCAAGCAGGGCCCCUCACGGCUCGACGGCUCGCUAAAGACCAACGGUCAGCUGAACGACGAAUUGACCAGUGGUGUGAGCAAUCAACUCCACGCUCUUGGCCUUGCCGCGCAAGAAGUGCCAUUGUCGUCGCUCGAGAAUGUGGCCGACGAAGUCUCCGACGACGACGGUUGGGGUAUCGCCAGCGACGAGGACACUUACGCGACAGAAGACGAACUGGCGGAAAAAGUACUGAAAUACCUAAAAUCGUUCGAGAUCGACCAGUCCCAGCAGAGUACGCUGCCGAAACUACCGGAUGAGAAAAAGAGCGCAGCAUCACAGGAGUCGGGUGAAGCCAACGAUGACGCUGAGGAGGAUGACGAGGCGGCAAACAGCCUCGCUGACGAUGCAUCCGCUGCUUCCGAGGAAACGAUACCUGACGCCGGUGACGAGCUGGCGGCUGAUGGGGGUCAGAAGGAGAUCAUGAAACCGGUGAUGCAGCUGGAGGAAUCCAAGAAACCAACCACGGCGGCAGAGGCGUACCCAAGCGAAUUGAUGAUGGACGAUGGACGCGACAUCACCGUUAACAACGACUAA